CAGGACUCCAGAAGACGAGGACAAAACAGAGUAAGGGAAUAGAUCGCAGAAUGGUGGUCGAUUGCCUAUCCAACCAGGGCUCGGGAGGGCGUAAGCAGGAGAGGAGACUGGGUGGCUCGGUCAACUCCAGAAUGCAUCUCAAUGUCACGGGUGCAGGUGGCAUGACGCCCAAGGAGUUGUCUGAUAACGACGACCUGGCCACCUCUCUCGUGAUGGAUACUUAUCUGGGUUUCACGACUCACAAGAUGAACACUAGAUAUAGGCCUCUAAAAACAAACAAGGACGAAUUGAAAAAAGUAAUUAAUGAGUUUAUUCAAACUCAGAAUUAUCAAAAAACAUACAAAAAAUUAAUCAGUGGAGAUUGGGGAGCGCGCAUGCCAAACACCAAAUCAAAAGCACAACAAAUGAAUCUGGAGAAACAUAUUUACCGAUACUUGAGGGUAUUCGAUAAAGACUCGGGUUUCGAAAUUAAGCCAUGUUAUAGGUAUUCGCUCGAAGGACAGAAAGGUGCAAAAAUAUGCGCGACAAGAAAAUGGUUGAAAAAUGAAAAAAUACCUUGCCUUGUCGGUGUUAUAGCAGAAUUAAGUGAUAAAGAGGAGGCUGCUCUGUUGCAUCCUGGAAAAAAUGAUUUUUCCGUAAUGUUUAGCUGUAGAAAAAAUUGUGCUCAGCUUUGGCUUGGUCCAGCAGCUUUCAUAAAUCAUGACUGCCGAGCUAAUUGCAAGUUUGUUCCAACUGGACGGGAUACUGCCUGUGUUAAGGUAUUACGUGACAUAGAAUCCGGAGAGGAGAUAACCUGCUUUUACGGAGUAGACUUUUUUGGUGAUGACAACUGUUACUGUGAGUGUGAAACGUGCGAACGACGUAAAACUGGUGUCUUUGCAAAACAAAAUCCAGAAGACGAGUCAGAGUCAGGUUAUCGGUUGCGAGAAACAGACAAUCGCAUUAACCGCACCAAACAUAGGCAGCAACCUCUAGGAAACGCGAAUAAACAGCAGGAGGGUAGUACCUUAUCAGAACGUAACAUCGAAAUUAGCAGUAAUUUAACUGUGGCGCCGCAGUCAUUGAAUAUGAAAGAGAUGAAACAGCGUGGUCUCACAAAAUACGACGCCGAACUUUUGAUAGCUCAGGGUUGUCGCUUCUCGGAUGUAGACCAGAAGCGGGGUGGUCAGAGCGUACCGAGCUCAGCCACACGAACCCUUAGAAACAAGAAUCAAGCAAACAAGACUGAAAGUAAUAUUAAUAAUAAUAACAAUAACAAUAACAAUAGUAACAAUAAUCAGGACAACCUUAAGGGCUGUCAGCGUUUGAGGGCUUCCAGGCUACAAAAAAAACCAGAGGUUAAAAGAAACAAGAACAAUGGCACGCAUCACGGCGCAAUGUAUGUCCGGCAUCGCAAAGAGGACUCUAACAGAGGGGAGGCUGAUGAGAAUUGUAUUUUUUCGAAUCACCAUAAACACAGCAAUCAAGAAUCGUCCAGAGAUCGUAGUAGCAGCGAUAACUGUCACGUGCGAGACCUGCGCUCGACGUCAACGGAUAAGCACGUUGAUAACUGCUCACUGGGAAGUGAGAGCUCUGAAAACGAUCGCAAUUUUUUAACACACAGUACAAACAACUCCUUUAGUCCAAGUCAUCAUAGCCUCGUUCCGAAAAUCAAACACUUGACAGAUAAUUUCACCUCAACGCAUCAUUGUUCAAAGAAUAGUCUUAAAAAUAAUCAGUGUAAUGUGAAUGUGGACUUAAAGUCGGAUUGUGAUAACGAAACGAUAAAAGACGCGAGUUCGAACAAAGCCUAUGACCGACUGUUCAUAAGUGACAAAAAAUCGUGUAACAAGUUUAGUGAUAACGUGUCUUACGACAUCAACUGCCGAAAAUCACCGAUUCAUGGCAAGGCGCCUCGAAACUCGCCUUUCCCUGACACCAACGAGUUUGAUUCCAUCGAAGGUUCAGCUGGUGAGACUCUCGAGUCCAAGAUGACCGCAGAUUAUGAUCAAUCUGCAAUGAAUUCCACAGAGCCAUCAAAUGCUUUGGAGUAUCGCGAUGCAAAUUCACUAGACGACAAAUCUUGGUUUUCCAGUGACAUUAAAGAUUGCGCCAAGACUGCCAAGAUCGUAAAUAGUGUUCAGGACGAGUGUUUUUUAUCCGAUGUUAAAUCUGAAGUGCCAGUCGUGGUUGCCGAUGCUGAUGUGAGCAAAGUGAGUGAUACCUUAGUACAAAGUGAAAAAUUUUCGGAAGAUUUCGCGUUCGAAAAAGCAGAAGACACGCGUAGUCUGACGAUUAAGAGAUGCAACGAUGUGGCGCAGCGUUCUCGCAAAAAUCAAACGAAAAAACCAACAGCGUCGCGAGGUAAAGCGAGAAAAACAAAAAACGGCCGGUACAGUUUUGUGGACAGAUCUAGUGCACGAUUGACCAGGAGCCAAAAGAAAGAUUCUCAGCAAACGGCCGUGACGGCGAUCAGUGCAGCGGACGACGAUUCGGGCAUUCAAGGGGAUAUUUAUGAGUUCAGUGAAAAAGAGAGCAAUCUCGAUGAUGUUCAACUGCCAAAAAAGAUGUCGCAGUUAAGGGAGAAAUUAAACGAAGCUAAGGAGGCGGUUACAAAAACGUCGACUCUAGACUGGCAGAGAUGUGAGAACGAUAUCGUUAAGUGCGGCAAAGACAGAAGGUCAAAAGAAGAUGAAAAAGAUAGCCAGAGCGAAAACAGAAAUAAUUCUCCGAAUAACCCACCAUCGUGGCAAGUCCAACAGUCGCAAUCACAGUCUUCUCUAGAAAGCGCAGAGAGCAAAGCGUAUCCAGCCACCCCAGAAAAAUCGAAUCACGUGAAACUGACGCUCCGCAUGAAACGUUCUCCCAUCCUGGAUGAUAUAAUUGAAUCUGGUUUGCACAAACCAACACCGAUCCAGCAAAAUUGUAUUCCAGCUAUAUUGGAAGGUAGAAACGUCAUAGGUUGUGCUCAGACAGGUAGUGGUAAGACACUAGCUUUUGCACUUCCAAUUGUUCAAACGCUUGCUGAGGAUCCGUAUGGCAUUUAUGCUUUAAUUUUGACGCCGACUAAGGAACUUGCUUUUCAGAUAGCAGAUCAGUUUGCCAUAGUAGGAAAGUCUAUGAAUUUGAAGAAAUGUGUUGUGGUUGGUGGGAUGGAUAUGGUAAUCCAAGGACAGGAAUUGUCUAGGCAUCCUCAUAUUGUCGUGGCAACACCUGGUCGUUUGGCAGAUCAUUUAGAAAGUUGUGAUGAAUUCACAUUGAAAAAAAUCAAGUAUCUUGUUUUUGAUGAAGCUGACAGAUUAUUGGAAGAUCACUUUCAUGAUCAGUUGUCUGUUAUAAAUAAAGCCCUUCCAAAGGAAAAGCAGAUUCUCCUUUUCAGUGCUACUAUAACUGAAAAAAUAGAAAAUGUAAUGAAUGUCAAAACAAGAGAUUUUUUUGUUUGGAAUAGUAAUACAGAUGAUAACAUAGCCACAGUUAAGCAACUGGAUCAAAGAAUAGUGACUUGUCCAAAAGAGCCAAAAGAUGCUUAUUUGGUUGAAGUGAUAAGGAUAUUCAAGGAAAACAACAGUGGAUCAAUUAUAGUAUUUACUGAUACUUGCAAAGAAUGCCACUUGAUAUCAGUAACGUUAAAUAGAAUUGGUUUUGAUAAUUUUGCUUUGCAUUCCAAAAUGAAAAUGAGGGAACGCUUGGCUGGUCUGACCAAAUUCAAGUCCAAUCAAACAAAAAUUUUAAUUGCCACUGAUGUGGCAUCUCGAGGUCUUGAUAUACCCAUCGUUUCUCUGGUUAUCAAUCACAACGUUCCAAAUAAUCCAAAAGAUUAUAUACAUAGGGUCGGUAGAACUGCUCGUGCAGGAAAAUAUGGCAUGUCAAUUACUUUGGCAACGCAGUAUGAUUUGCAUUUGAUAGAUUGCAUUGAAAAAAUGAUUAACACUAAGCUCAAAGUGCUCAACGUCGAUGAUCAAGAAAUAGUGAAUAUUUUUACACAAAUCUCAGUAACAAAACGCGAAGCUGAAAUUGAAUUAGAUGAAGCAGAUUUUGAUGAAAAGAAAAUGAUCAACAAAAGAAAAAAAUUAAUUUUGGGAGGAUGUGACCCACAUGAAGCUGACGAAAUUAUGCAAGAACAAAAGGAUCGAAGAUUAAAGAAACCAAAACCAAAGCCAAAAAAGAAAAAGAAACUAAUUAUCGAGGAAAAGGAAAAAACAAAUGGUGAAGAAAAAGAGUCUGAUUAGCUUAAAUUCAAUUGUUACAGCUUACAUACCCAUGUACAUUGAAGAUAU
Copidosoma floridanum is the source of this 4256-nucleotide messenger RNA. It is a transcript of the gene Hmt4-20, whose product is annotated as Histone methyltransferase 4-20. NCBI's taxonomy places the organism in Eukaryota, Metazoa, Arthropoda, Insecta, Hymenoptera, Encyrtidae. The record is from RefSeq and is a predicted model, not a curated record. Gene Ontology annotation, cellular component: nucleus. Gene Ontology annotation, molecular function: protein binding; histone H4K20 methyltransferase activity.